Messenger RNA from Gongylonema pulchrum, 1020 nucleotides. The record is from the annotation of a GenBank genome assembly. NCBI's taxonomy places the organism in Eukaryota, Metazoa, Nematoda, Chromadorea, Rhabditida, Gongylonematidae.
AUGAAUCGGUGUGUAUUGAACGAAAUUGCAUUGCAGGCGGAACGUAUAGCUGAUCUUGAGAAGGCGCUAUGCGGUCUGUCCGUAGCCGAAAGGAGGCGUUCUUUUGCUUCAAAUUUAUUGCAACAGAUAGUUACGCACAUGCGCACUUCAUUAGUGUCAUCGUGGUAUUUUUUUUUUGCUGAAGCGAGUGAAACUUCUGCACUGCCCGGUUCGCUUGAACGUCACAGUAUUGCAACGAGUUCUCUAGAUGAUCUUGUGAGGGGAUGUUUGAUGAAGUCAUUCACUGUUAGCCGUGUCUGGACGUCGUUUUUGAUCUACAGCAUUAAAAAUACUGAUGGACGUGAAAGUUCUGGAUUGUUUGCGCUAUUUUGGAUUUUUCUGAAUUUUUUGCGCUAUUUUGGAUUGUUCCGGAUUGUUUGCGCUGUUUUGGAUUGUUCUGGAUUGUUUGCACUGUUUUGGAUUGUUCUGGACUGUUUGGCACAUAAAAUUCUUUUAGCUACUGCAAGCACGGCAGAUUUCUCGGAAGUGAAAAAUGAAGAGGAAAAGAAGGGUUUGGAAAAGUGCGAGAGCACAGACGAUGAAUACAAGAAUCAGACGGGUUCGGAUGACGAUAUUUCACCAGUUACAGUAAGACCGGUUUCCUCUCAAACAACAAUAUCAAUGCGUGAAAUGCGGACAAUGAUCUCAGUGCAAGAGAUGCACGAACGUUGUACCGCUUUGAUCGUUUGGACUGAGGCGCAUAAUGCCUACACAGUCUUCAGUACCAAGCCAUUGUUUUAUUUUGUCAAAGAAAGCAGCAUAAAGCGCAUGGGGGUGAAGUUGAAUCGACAGUCGGUGGCUGAAACAUCUGCUGAGCAGCGUCCAAACUGGUUGAUGGUAGUAAUUACACGCCUUGAAUUAUGCAAAAUACUUAAGGCGGAAAAUCGGUAUAAUUUGAAAGUUGGUGCGAAAUUCUACAGAGUGGAGGUGGAACCGCUUCACAUCGAUUCAUCGAGUAUCCGACGACACACUGAUGAAUAG